Molecule: messenger RNA, 2076 nt
Organism: Micropterus salmoides (largemouth bass)
Lineage: Eukaryota; Metazoa; Chordata; Actinopteri; Centrarchiformes; Centrarchidae
Product: fat storage-inducing transmembrane protein 1-like
Biological process (GO): lipid storage; phospholipid biosynthetic process; lipid droplet organization
Cellular component (GO): endoplasmic reticulum membrane
Source: RefSeq, a predicted model, not a curated record
ACACAUGAACGCAAACAGACAUACACACACAUAAAGCAACACACUGCAUCUAAUUUCACAUCAUUUCUAACACUUAAUUCAUGACUUUUUUUGUAACACUGGUUCUAUUUGGCGCUGCUCCGCUUGCUCUCAGCCUCUAACUGUGCUGGCAAACUAAGACUAAAUUAGUCAGAAACCAUACAUUAUCCAUGUUAACACCAAGGAAAUAAUGUCAUUGGCUCAACCUUUCUGUACCCUUCAGCCAUCUCAGUAGGAGCAAUGUGACACCUUCAAGGCCCAGGAGGCAUGUGACAAGGCAAGAACAUAUGUUACUCUGUAUUUUUAUGUGUGUGUGUGUGUGUUGGAGAAGGUGGGUGUUGGUGACAGAGAAGAGCAGAGAAGCUUCAGCUACCGCAGAGAUAUUCAGAAGCUACAACUCUUGGACAUUUUUCAGGGUAACAAAGUGUUGGCCAUCACCAAGAGGAAUACAGUGGCGGUCAUAGCAUUUCUCCAGAAGUGGCCAAUGACAGUCACUUUACAACAAGAAGAAAACAGGAAAACAGGAAGGAGACACGUGGGGAAACCUGCUAUACAAGGUCAGAGAAGACUGAAGCUCAACUCGGCUUUCUUCAGCUGCACCAAAAACAGCUAAACAACAGUUAUGCGGUUGCACUAUUGCACUGUUGAAGCCUUCAGUCCCAAGUGUGAGAGCUGCAGAUACAACAUACUGUACUGAGUCAGGAGAAGUGCUUACUGGACUGAAGAGUGAGACAGUUGGAUUACACAGUGUGCACAUAUUUGCAGUCCGUGGAACGCUGUCACUUCAUUCAUGGUAUAGCGUACACUACGCAUGGUGAUAACACUAGCAGCAACACCAGUGGACCAGCUAUUUUUACUACACAGUCAGAAUCUUUAGAUUUCUGAAUCAGUGGAUCAAAUCUGAAACUUUUAAAAAAUAUAGUUUGUAAAGACUGAUUACUUCCAACCAGACUUUUGGACUACAGAAGAUGCUGAAUUGUUCCCAUGUGCAACAGAGGUCAUUUGCAGGAGUGUGUUAAAUGCAUUCUAUACGGGAUUAAAGCACAUCAAACAGUGCCUGCUAUUUAAACUGAGGUGGAAAAUCAAACACACUGCUGUAUUCAGAGCUAGCAGCAGUCCGUUUUCAUUAGAAAAAUUAAUUUGACAUCCAGUCAGAGGUCUGGUUCUAGGUUCCAGAUGUUCCUUAACACAGUGCUGGUGGUCCUGUCGGACCUGGCGGCCAGGUUCCUGGGUAACACUGUGUUCCGGCAGCACUUCCACCUGUGGCUGUCAGCAGUCGUGAUGUUCGGCCCUGCACUGAGCCUCUGGGUCUCCCAGCACAGCAUCUUUGCCAAGAGAAGCCACUUCCUCUACAGGAUGUUCUUGCGCUCUGGUUGGGGCUGGACCUGCAUCUUUGUCGGCUCCUUUGUCUUCCUCCUCUCCUUCUCCAUCCGUCGCUCCCUCUCUCUCUCCAUCCGUCACCUCUCCCGGCUCGGGGUGGCUGGUGGAUUGUGGCUUGGUUUCUGUAAACUCCUGGACCUUCUGGAGAAUACCACAGGAAGCUGCUAUGAACCUUUACUCACGGCAGAGAUCACCGAUGGGCAGCCUCUGUUGGUGUUGCGAGAAGGGGAGAGUAAGUCAGAGUGCCUCAAAGCUGGAAUGUUGUGGAGGGGGUAUGAAGUUUCAGAAGAUGUCUUCCUCCUCUGUCUCUGCUGCCUGCUGUUGGCUGAGGAAACAGCCGUGUUUGGCCCUUAUCUGAGCCUGGGUGGGAUCUCAGAUGCCCCUCUGAGGAUCCUCUUCCUGUUCUGUGUUCUCCUGCUCGGGCUCUGGAUCUUUCUGCUGCUCUGUCUCUUAGCUUACUUCCCUCAGUUCCCCACUCAGCUGCUAGGAGGCGCUCUGGGGUGUCUGAGCUGGAGGGGACUGUACCAGGGCUGGUACCGCCUGGGGCCCAGCUGGUACUGCCCUGGGAGGCCUGGACUGGGACUGCUCAACAUCAAGACCGGCAGUACUGAAUAGAGCCCGACCGAUAUGGGGUUUUUGGGGCCGAUGCCGAUAUUAAAGUGAAAAAGAGCCAAUUUA